CACCAUCAUUGUCCGGCUAUGUGUCUACCACAAAGUUUCCAGUUUACAACAUGAAUGACAAACCAAAGAAACAAACAGUACAUGCCCCCGUUGUCAGGCAGGCACCAGUCUGAUGGGGUGGGAUGAUGACUGGGAGGCGCCUGCCCUCUCAUUUACCCCCCGUUUCCUCCACACCUCUUUGUUUACACCUACAAGCCGGUCAAGUCCAGGCAGAAGUGCCGCAGCUUUUUUGACUUCACUCUGUGCUCGCUGGAACAAAAACAAUGUCUGUUUUUCUGCUCAGCUUUGUUGUGCUGUUUGGAGCUUCUCGUGCUUCUGACACCGUGGCUCCUGCCCAGCUCGGGCCGCCGUCGCUCGGGUUCAGCUCCUCGCUCCGCUCGGUGUGUAAACCUAUCCCGAGCACCCUGUCUCUGUGCCACGGGAUCGGCUACAGGCACAUGCGGAUCCCUAACUUGCUCGGCCAUGAUUCGCUGAGAGAGGCCCAGCAGCAGUCGGCGGCCUGGCUGCCCCUCAUCUCCAAGCUCUGCCACCGGGACACCAAGAAGUUCCUGUGCUCGCUGUUCGCCCCGGUGUGUCUGCCGGAGCUCAGCGGGCCGGUCAGCCCCUGCAGAAGCCUGUGCGAGGCCGUGCGGGAUGGCUGUGUGCCCGUAAUGAGCGCCUUCGGGUUCCCCUGGCCCGAGAUGUUUAAUUGCACCCGGUUCCCGCGCGGGACCGAUCUCUGUAUCCCGGCAACCGGAGAGCAGGAGGGGCGGACGGCAGAGGAGGUGAAGCACGAGGAGGCGCUGAAAGGCAGUGUAAUCUGUGAUGCCUGCAGUCUGGCUGCUGAGGGAGAGACUGACAUCCAGGAAAACUUCUGCCACAGUCCAUAUGCAUUUAAGAUGCGUCUGGGCAGUGUGUCGACAGUGGGAGGGGACCGUCAGCUGGUGCCUAUGGCCCGCAGCCGCAUUCUGAGGUGGGCAGGGGGAGGUGCGGAGAGGGCCGAAGGGGUCGGAGGCGCAAUGGCCCACAGUGCUUUGUGGCUGCAAGAAGGAGGCACCUGUACCUGUCCUGGCCUAGACUCUACAGACACAAACGAAGACAGGGUGUUGGAGGAGGAACAGGUGGGUAAAGGACACGCUAAAGGAGGGAAGGAUGGAUAUGGGGCUCCAGGUGGAUGGUACCUGGCCCUUGCUCAGGCUGAAGAGGGAAGGCUGGUGUUGACUCGGCUGGUGAGGUGGACCAGAGGGGACAAAGAGUUGAAGAAGUUUAUCAGAGCUCUCCUUAAACAGCCCUGUCCAGAGCUGUAGACAGGGAGUCAUCAACCACUGUAGUCCUGCCUCAUGGACGAUGCUUUGUGGUCAUUGGUUACCAAAGAACAAGUAAGGAACACAUCAGGAAACAAGUAGUUCGCAAAGUAACACUGAAUAAAUCACACGCACAGAUUUUUUGAUACUAUGUAAUGACUUUCUCAAUGAAUUGUUCCUGAUUAACUCUGAAAACACCACUCAAUCAAUAACCAAUCAAAUCUUCAUCACUAAGUACAUAUUAUUUUGUGUCAUAUGAAGUUGUUACCAAAUUUAUCAUGACACCAUAAUUUUCAUUAUUCACCGUGUUUGUGUUCCCUCAAGUAAAAUCGAGCAUCAUUUUUACCAAACUGACAAACCAAGAGGUUUUCUUUGUACUGAAAAUGGGCUUUUCAAUGACAACAAACAGAGAGCAGGCAUUUGUGCAGCUUGCUGUAAAGUUAUUAGACCGUAAUUCUUUUAGUGUGACAGAGGUAUUGUGACAAAAGUUACUUCUACAUGUGGCACACACAGGUUUAUAUAAUUCCAGCUGUGGCAAGCUGUGUAUUUUUUUGUAUUUUUGUGUACAUUUGUGUAUAUAGAAGAGACAAAAUGGUUUUGGUAAUAGACUGAUCUCAUCAAGUUUUCUACUGAUACAUAUUUGGGGUGAAGCAGUAUAAUUGUUGUUAUUCCUGUAAUGAUAAAAUAUUUUCUUAAACUGUACUAAACUGUUAUCGUAAUACUUAUAUAUACAUUAAACAUGCGUUUUUCUUUGACUAUUUACAACUAUUUUAUCAUUGUUUUUCACAGGCGCUCAAGCAUCAGUAGUUAGAUGGGUGAAAACACUUAUGUUGAAAGACAAGGGGGUGAUUAUCACAUGUUGGGAUGCUAUAAUCUCAAGUCACAUGAGAAGAGAAGCACUGAAAAGAAAAACAG
Messenger RNA from Seriola dumerili (greater amberjack), 2198 nucleotides. It is a transcript of the gene sfrp2l, whose product is annotated as secreted frizzled-related protein 2-like. The record is from RefSeq and is a predicted model, not a curated record. Lineage: Eukaryota; Metazoa; Chordata; Actinopteri; Carangiformes; Carangidae. Gene Ontology annotation, molecular function: Wnt-protein binding. The transcript is spliced from 3 exons. Gene Ontology annotation, biological process: negative regulation of canonical Wnt signaling pathway; canonical Wnt signaling pathway; non-canonical Wnt signaling pathway. The coding region runs from base 264 to 1286 and encodes 340 amino acids.